UCUGCUUCCUUUAAUGGAAACAUCUACAUGGGUGUGAUGUCAGUGAGACCUGUGUCUCUGUCUUCACAUCUCAGACCUCGUCACUCAUGGAGGGCCGUCACGUUGUUCUGCUCCUGGUCUCAGCAGUGGUUUCCUUGAGUCCUGACUGUGUUUGUGGAUCAGAGUUGAAGGUGACGGUCAGACCAGGAGACAACAUCAUUCUCUACUGUGACUGCAAAACAUCAGCUGGAGUUUACAUCGUGUGGUACAGGAACUGUUCUCAUGAGAACCAGCCUUCACUUGUUCUGAAAGUAAACAAUAGACUGAAACAAAAUCUUCCUCCUAAUUUCCACUCAUUGAAGAACCAGUCCUCUGACUCCUACGACCUGCUGAUCCUGAACAUCACUGAGUCAGAUGAAGGUCUUUACUACUGUGGAACUGAAGAACCAAGACUGGAGGAUAAGGAACACAUAACUUCUAGAUAUAUUUACUACAGCUACAGCAACAUCACAACAAGAAUCAUAUUCAAUACAGAACCGAAUGAGACUCCUCCCCCCAAGAUGCUUCAGGACUGUAAUGAGUGCUGGAUUCUGAUCUUCUGUCUGUGUCCAGUUGUAUCUAUUGUCUCCUCUCUCCUCUCCUCACUUGUGGUCUAUCACUGCUGUAAGAAGGCUGAAGAACAUCCUGUUGAUCAGCAAAGACCUGACACUAGAGGUCAUCCAAGACAGAGCCAGGAUGACGAUGUGUGCUAUGCUGCUGUGGAAAUCCGUCAGAAAUCAAAGAGACCAAAGAAGAAGAAGGAACCGCAGACUUCUGACUUCUGCACCUAUUCUGCUCUUAAUACAUCUAGGAUGUAACAGGCCUAAGACCAGAGGAACAAAACAAUAAUUUUGUAAUGUUGACAUAAACAUCGAACAAAAAGUAAGGACAUUUGUGUUUGGUAGAUUUAUUUCUUUGUUGUAACAAUG
Molecule: messenger RNA, 947 nt
Organism: Labrus bergylta (ballan wrasse)
Lineage: Eukaryota; Metazoa; Chordata; Actinopteri; Labriformes; Labridae
Source: RefSeq, a predicted model, not a curated record